AUGCUCAUACUAUGGCAUAGUGGGCCAUUGCUUGCUCUUUUGUUUUCCAGUGUCCAAGCACAAACCUUGCCAGUAUCUACAUCCGUACUACUCUCUUGUGUUCCUGAUCCUUGUCCAUUCGAAGUCUCUCCCAACACUCCCAUCAACCUCACCAUAUCGUAUCUACCAUCACAACCUACCAAUGUGUGGCUAUCCACUGUCGUCAUCACUUUUUCAAACGCAACUGCAAUUCCGCCCGCUUACCUAUCCAACAUGACCUUUUCUUUAAUGGCAAAUCUUAACCCAUUGCCUUUACUGUCCAUUAUUCCACUCCAAGUGAUUCCUAAUAAUGCGUCUCAUCCCACAACAGACUGGGAAUUGGAUGUUUCAUUGGCUUACACUGAAAGCAGAAUCCAUGACGGAAUCCAAAUUGGCGCUGGCACGUUUGAAGGUCCUUUGGUUAAAAUUAUUAUUCCAAAUGGCACAUCUGGUGGCAAAUCUACUGGCGCUUCUGCUACAACUACAAACCCUGCUUCAAAAACAGUCGUCAUUGGAAACAGUUCCUUGUCUUCAUUCUCUGCUUCAACUAUGGUAUUUUGGUCCUUGUUUUUCUCUUGGGUUAUCAUCACGCUUACGUUGUCCUGAAUCCAUCAGAUUCUAAAUAACUUGGAAAACAUGCUCAUCAUCUAUGCAAUGGGUUGAAUUGUGUUCAUUCUUCGUGUCGCUCCUGUUACUGCUUCGACUUGCUACACCCAUCUCAUCUUGCUCUAUCUUUGUAAACUACUCUUUACUCUACAUCCCUUGUAGGUCAU
This is a messenger RNA of Batrachochytrium dendrobatidis JAM81, 791 nucleotides long. RefSeq lists its product as uncharacterized. The transcript is spliced from 2 exons. The coding region runs from base 1 to 624 and encodes 207 amino acids. Lineage: Eukaryota; Fungi; Chytridiomycota; Chytridiomycetes; Rhizophydiales. The record is from RefSeq and is a predicted model, not a curated record.